GGCGGCUCCGCGGUCACGUGCCGGGGGCGGUGUCAUGGCGGCCCCGGGCCGCGCCUCGCAGUCCCGUCGCGGGGUGGUGACGCGGCGGCGGGGCGCGGGGAGGAUGGGGCUGUGAGGGGCGGCCGACCCCCCGCCCCGCGCCGCUCCGAGCGGGACCAGCGCCCGCCGUGCUGGGUUCGCCAGGGCCGCCGCAGGCCCCGCCGCUGCUUUAGGAGGCGGUAGUGAAGAAGAAGAUAUCAAGAUGAGUAAGAAGCCUCCAAAUCGUCCUGGAAUCACAUUCGAGAUUGGUGCUCGUUUGGAGGCACUGGACUAUUUACAGAAAUGGUAUCCAUCUCGUAUUGAGAAGAUAGAUUAUGAAGAGGGGAAGAUGUUGGUCCAUUUUGAACGCUGGAGUCAUCGCUAUGAUGAGUGGAUUUAUUGGGACAGCAAUAGGUUGCGACCCCUGGAGCGACCAGCAUUAAGGAAAGAAGGGCUGAAAGAUGAUGAAGAAUUUAUUGAUUUUAAACCUGGAGAAGAAGUCCUAGCUCGUUGGACAGACUGUCGAUAUUACCCUGCAAAGAUUGAAGCAAUUAAUAAAGAGGGAACAUUCACAGUACAGUUCUAUGAUGGUGUUAUUCGAUGUCUUAAGAGGAUGCAUAUCAAAUCUAUGCCAGAGGAUGCAAAGGGACAGGCGCGCGAGAGGGAGCAGAUAGCGCCGGAGCUGAGAUUAGUGACGGAAAUCGAACCAAAAGAAGACUGGAUAGCUUUGGUCAAAGCUGCUGCUGCAGCAGCAGCCAAGAACAAAACAGGAAGUAAACCUAGAACCAGUGCAAACAGCAAUAAAGAUAAAGAGGACAGAAAAUGGCUAAAAGUUCCUUCAAAAAAGGAAGAAACCUCAACCUCUACAAUCAUGCAGGAGGUCCAGAAAAAGGAAGAGGAGCCUACAUCUAGUGACACAUUUGUAGGAUUUCCUGUAGUGGAUGUUCCAAAGAUGGCCUUUGUGCAGGCAGAGAGCACGUUAUCACACAAGAGGAAAAGUAAUCUAGGCAACUCAUUUCAGGCAAAGAGAGCACGUCUUAACAAGAUCACUGGCUUAUUGGCAUCCAAAGCUGUUGUUGUGGAUGGUGCUGAAAAAAAGGAAGGCAACAAAGAAACAGCUCCAGUCCUGGAGCAGGAGAUUUCACCUAAACCACAAAGUCAGAAAAAAAAUGAAGCUGAUAUUAGCAGUUCUGCCAACAUUCAGAAACCUGCACUGUUAUCCUCAACUUUGUCUUCAGGAAAGGCUCGCAGCAAGAAAUGCAAACAAGAAUCUGGAGAUUCUUCUGGGUGUAUAAAGCCCCCUAAAUCACCACUUUCCCCAGAAUUAAUACAAGUCGAGGAUUUGACGCUGGUCUCUCAGCUCCCUUCUUCUGUGAUAAAUAAAACUAGUCCAUCACAGCCAGUGAAUUCCCCUAGAUCCUACAAACAUAGCCAACGGAGAAGAAGAUCACAACGUUUAGCCACUUGCUCCUUGCCUGAUGAUUCUGUAGAAAAAGUUUCUUCUCCCUCUCCAGUUACUGAUGGAAAAGUGUUCUCCAUCAGUGGUCAAAACCAACAGUCAUCAAAAUUGGAGGUACCUGAUGUUGCUCAUAUGUCCCUUGAGAAGCGUGGACCAUGUCUCCCUCUUGAUUUAAGCCGUAGUUCGGAAGUUGCGGCACCAUUAUCCACAGAACCCACUUUCCGUAAUGAGUAUCCCAGUAAAGACAAGGAAGAUAUUCAGAUGAUUACAUAUCUUUCUUCCAAAGCAGUAACUGAUGGAAGAGUAGCUACAACAGCGUCAGCACCCUCGUCCCAUGUACAUGCCUUGCAUCUGGAAAUGCCUUUAACCAGUAGUCUAAAGUUAACCAAAGGGAAUAGUAGAAAAAAGAGGUCUUCCACAUCAGUGAGCUCUGAAGGGACAGAGAUACAGUGCUCUGUGCCUGUAAAGGAGAAAUGUUUUGAAAGUCUGAAGGAGAAAAUAUUAAAGAACGUGAUUGAGAAGGACAAGCAUUCAGAAGUUGGUGCAGCAAGAAUGGAAAGAAAGGGAAAAGUGGAAGAGAAAAGUUCCUCGACAUACGGUAAAAAGAAAGAAAAGGAAAAGGAGAAAAAGGAGAAAAAGGAGAAAGAUCAUAAAUCAAAGCAGAAAAAGAAGAAGAAAAAAAAGAAGAAAUCUAAACAGCAUGAUUAUUCGGAUUAUGAAGAUAGUUCUGUGGAAUACUUGGACAGGUGCUCCUCUCCAUUAACAAGGUCCUCGGGGAGCUCUCUAACUUUGCGCAGCAUGUUCUCAGAGAAGAAUACAUCAUACCAGUAUCCAAGAGCUAUCUUGUCUGUUGACCUUAGUGGAGAAAACCUUUCAGAUGUGGAGUUCUUGGAUGAUUCCUCUACAGAGAGUUUGUUACUUAGUGGUGAUGAAUACAAUCAGGACUUUGAUUCAACUAACUUCGAAGAGUCCCAGGAUGAAGAUGAUGCUCUCAAUGAAAUUGUUAGAUGCAUUUGUGAACUGGAUGAAGAAAAUGGCUUUAUGAUUCAGUGUGAAGAGUGCUUGUGUUGGCAGCACAGUGUAUGCAUGGGACUGUUGGAGGACAGCAUUCCAGAUCAGUACAUCUGUUAUAUCUGCAGAGAUCCACCAGGAGAAAAAGGUCAUUCACAAUGUCAGUAUUUUAAAGUGUAUUGGGAUAAUGGGCAGAAAGGAGAUAGACAGGGUAUUCUCCUGAAAGGUCAGAGAUGGAGUGCCAAAUAUCUUUAUGAUAAGGAGUGGCUAAACAAUGGACACAUGUGUGGAUUAUCAUUUUUGAAAGAAAACUACUCUCAUCUUAAUGCCAAAAAGAUUGUGUCUACACAUCACCUACUGGCAGAUGUGUAUGGUGUAACUGAAAUAUUGCAUGGACUGCAGCUGAAGAUUGGGAUAUUGAAAAAUAAACAUCACCCAGACCUUCAUCUCUGGGCUUAUUCAGGGAUGCGAAAAGAACAAGAGCAAAUAACUGUUGGGGUAGAGAAAAAAAUAGUGACUUUGCCGGAUGCCAUUAAUCCAACUGAAAGGACGUGUCGUGGUCAAAACCAUAAAGAGCCCCCCAGUAUACCCCUGAAGAUGGAAGAAACAUACAUCACAAGUGAGCACAGUUACCAAAAACCGCAGAGUUUUGGUCAAGACUGCAAAGCAGUCACUGACCCUAUGAGCUCAGAUGAUGAAGAUACAAGUAGUUUUGAGGAAGAUCAAGAAUUUCACACAGAAAAUAAAAACUGUUUACAAUAUUCUUUUAAAGAUGAUGGCAUGAAUGAGCAGAACUCUGCUGAAGGAAACACUGUGUUUGUUUGUAAUGAAAGAAAAGGCUCGGAAGAACAAAUGGACACACAUCUUCAAUGGCAGCUAAAUCUCCUUACCCAUAUAGAGAAUGUUCAGAAUGAAGUCACCAGCAGAAUGGACCUGAUUGAAAAAGAAGUUGAUGUUUUGGAAAGCUGGCUUGAUUUCACUGGAGAACUUGAACCACCAGAUCCUCUGGCAAGAUUGCCUCAGCUCAAGCGACGUAUCAAACAGCUCUUAAUUGACAUGGGGAAAGUACAGCAAAUAGCAACACUUUGCUCUGUAUGACAAAAGGAAGAAUAAAGAAAUAAAAAUAGGGUUUUGACAGUGAAUUUACUUACUAGCCGCAAGACUGACAGGAAGACAGCAAAAAGCUGAGCACUUAACUGGUUCUUUGCCGAUUUCAUUAAUAGCUGAAGCUUUAGAGAGAGGAGAGUAAACCUAGAGUAAGGAAUGUUAUGUUUAAAAUCUGAAUAUUCGAUGUCCAAGCUUCAAAAUGUAUUAUGUUACAUAAUGAGAAAUGAUUUUAUGAUGUUAAUGUGCUAAAAAAGAAACUCCCCAUAUAUAUGAAUGCUGAACAAACACAAACCCUGCAAAGAUCAACGCUAGGAUUUUGAAACCUUUGGCAAAAACAUCUAAAUUCGCAGAAUUCCACUGACAAGAAUUCUUGAACUGAUUUUUAAUGAAUUCUCUUUACCUUGCUAGUGAAAGUUAGACACAGAGAUCUGUAUCCUCUCUACAAGGAAAGUUUUUUUAGAUUAUUUCCUUCUCUCAUGAAUGUUCAGAAGAAUGGACAUGCUAGCUUUGAUUUUUGAAAGAAAUUACUUAUCAUGGUCUCCUUUUUAAAGUAUUUUUUAAAAUAGAAAUCCUUAUUACAGCACCCUUAGGCUCCUUUAAAACAAGUGGCAAAAUAGUGGUCAGAUGUGCCAAAUAAUACUAAAACCACUGGGAUGAGAGUUAAAUUGUGACUUUCAUGAAGAUUUCUUCCACAGUCCUACUCGGUGCCAGCAAUCAAUCCAAAAUUGUAUCUAGUUUGUAUUUUUUUUUUUUAUUUUCUAUUGCAGUAUUCAGGAUUCAAGGUACAAUUUUUGUCCUGGGUAGCGCUUUUCUGGUGUUGGCCCUCUGAGGCGUUACUGUCCUCAACUGGGAUGAGGAAUGGUAAGAGCAGCAAAACCGUCUGUGGCUGUGAAUAGCCUAAACCACUAGAAUAAAUAUCACAAGAUACUUUAUCCAAGAUGUUUUUAUAAAAUCUUUCAGCUUCAGUGAAUGAGACAUCAUGAAACCAAAGGCAACCUACUUGCUCUGUUAGCUCUUGCUGGAUUUUUAGCCCAGGAUUUUCCCUGUGCUUUUAAGUUGCCGCUGUACCCAGUGCUACGUACAUAUUUGUAUGUAUAUGUGUAUAGUUACACAUGUACAUAUAUGCAUACUAUAUACCUUUAUAUCUACACGUCUAGUUUUAUUACAAUAGACUAUAAGAACUGGUGGUUAACAUGAAAUGUUACCUUUUAACAAGCAGUUUCUAAGAUUGAAAAUAAUGUAUGUACAGGUUUUGAAAUUUGUAAAAUAUGACUGUUAAAAGGAGGCUAUUUAACUGAUGACAUUAAGAUACUUGAACAUUUUAUGCCUCAUGUCUGUUUAUCAGUUCUAGUUAUCUGUAUAAAUGCAUUUUAGAACCGAUAGACAGUAAACUUGAAUUUACCUUUUGAUAAGAGUACAAGCCACUGUACAUUCAAAAAUUAUUUAAAUUUGCAAACACACUGUUCUAUAUGUAAGGUACUGUAUGUAAAACUGUUUAUUAAAACUAUUCUGCAUACUCUACGUUUUCCACUUUUCUUCCUGAUCUACAUACAGAUGUAAAAAAGAAGUGAUUGAUAUAAUGUACAGACUAUCAAAAAUCAAAAACUCUUGGAAUGCCUUUUGAGGAUGCAUAAAAUUGAAAAAUGUGCCAAAGAUGGAUUAUCUGGGAAAGACUUUGCAACCAGUGCAUUGAACUUUCAUGAUAAAACCAUUAUUGAGAGAGAGCAGCAUGGCUGGUUCACUGCUAAAAUAAACCAACCCUGACAUUUCCCUUCUGUCUAUCAUGUCUGAAGUGAGUUGUCACUCUUGAUGUCCAAAGCAAUGUGUAAACCCCUGUUACAGAGUGGUUGCUAUUUAAAAAGUCUCGCCACGUCAUACUUCUAGGAGACAUUACAGAGCUACGUGGUGACAUGGAAGUUAAUUAUGGAAUCAUGAUUGGCAACUUCAUAAUGCAGAAAGAACAGAAGAGCUGAGGAGUUGUUGACAUUUUUAUAGCAACUGUUAAUGAAUAAAAUACUCUGUUAUGUACUUGGAUGCUUAAAUAACUGCUUCAAACAAUAUGAAUAAUUGAGUGACUUGCUUUUUGGAUAUGUGAGACUUGUUAAUAUCUUACACAUUUGCUGCAUAUCCUUGAAUGUAGUACUGUGUGUACUGUAUAAGAGAAGUGUAAAUACAGAUGAAUUACUUUAUUUCAAAGUGGAGUGUAUUUACAUAAUUUAUACAGCAUACACUGUAGCAAUUUUAUGCAAUGUGUGUGCAUGUGUGUGAUGUAAUAUAAUUGUAAAUGUUACUGAAGGUAGAGGUGGUCCAGGAGGUUAUGGAUGGGAGAAUGGAGGUUUGAUUGUUAGUGCAGAGAUGGAGGGUUGGUAUCCUGAAAAAGAAAUCAUAAGGUUAAAGUUAAAGUUACUGUUGCAGCUUUAACUUCUGUCUUCUGUUUGUAUAUGUAAUGGUCUCUAAAUUUACACGAGUAUGUAAUUUUAUUCCUCAGGAUGCUGCCUUAUUCAGGACAGACUGUGCUUGAAAAACAAAUAAUCUGUUCAGUAUUUUUUAUUUUCAUUUCCUAUAUAGUCAUGUAUUAUAAAAAUUCCUGCAAGCAUUCAAAUCUAAGAAAUACUAUCCGAGUGUCCUUAGGGACAGUACCGUGAUACGUUGUGUAUUGCUUGAAUGCUUCACAGACUUCUGAGUUUGCUUUCUCAAAUCGUGACGUUAGUCUGUAACAUGUGAACAUUAGUUUUGGCCCCAGUUUCUCAAGUAUUGAAAGGUUUGGGGUGCUUUUGAAGUUUUCUCUUAACACUUAUAGGUCAAGUGCCAUAAAAACGCUAAGUGUUUUGCACAAAAUGUAGCCUACAGUUGAUCGCUUUGCUCGUCUGCCACUUGAACCCACUAUGAUCUGGCUCGUAGCAGUAUUUCUUCUAGCUGGCCUUAUCGAGAGGAUCUUUUUCCUGUAGGCAUUGUUUUCCAUCUGUCUUCCUGCUUCCUCUGUAAAGAAGCCAGGGACCUACACACAGCCUAUUUGCAGUGUCAUUUACUGGGGUGUGAAUUGCCAUUACUUGUUCUGUAUGAUGGAGGAGGCAGACCCUCUUUAAGUAGGAAAUAGCGUAUGGUGAUGUAAGGACUGGUUUUGAUACAUGUACACAGAAAGGUAAAAUUCUUAAAUUUGCAGCCUUCUUUUAACUUGGUAUAAGUUCUCAGUAGCAAUAAAAUGGAGAUGCUACUGUACAGAAGCCUCUUGUGAUUUCACAGGACUAAAUGGUAAACUUGGAGAGCCUUUAAAAGCCCAGCUUUUGAUCUGAGGAUUAAGUUUUUUUCAUGGAGGUAUCAGGGUGAAUCACUUCAAAGCCGUCUCUUUCCCAUAAUCAUACAGUAGACAUCUACAUCAGGAUUUCCGCAUGUUUAGUUGAGGUGAUAGCAGUGGAACACCAGUAUUGCAGUCAUAAAUUAAAUACAGUCUUGGUGACAUGAUCAGAUAUCGCAUGAUGGGGCUGUCUGUGUUUCAGUUACAAAACAGAGGUACUUCAAGUUAUGUGGUAGGGAAUGGGCUGGAAGAUGCUUCCUGCUAACCCUUGAAUAGGAUUGAUAAGUGCUGGUAUUGUGGAUAUUCUGGCCUUAGAUGCGUGAAUCUUUGUUCAGAUGUGGAGUAAUUUACAGUGGUAGAAGCCUGUUGUCCUCUUUAAGAUAAUUAAAGAACGUGGGUUGCAAUCUUGUGAUAGAUUUCAUAUAUUUGCUGGGUGACAGCUGAAACUGUUCUUCCACGGAUGCAGUCCUCUUGUAUGGCUGACAACCACCUGUCUCAAUUUUGCCUCUAGGCUUCUAUGUGUUCUUAUAUGUUUGUUCUGCAGCUUGGAUCUGUUUCUCUUUCUCAACUUUCUGCAUUUUGUCAUCUUCUGUGAUGCCCAGAGGGUUUCACUCCUCCAUUCUGGUGCCCAGUUCUAUCUGGCUGCUGUGGAAAGCAGUCAUAGGGAAGGGAAAAGCAUCCUCUGCCCUUCUGUCCUCUGCCUCCAGUGUGUUCUAUGAGCUGUGUACAGUUGGGAUUGUGUGUAUUGUCAUCAAAAUGUUGAGGUGGUUUUUGCUGCCUUCCCUCAGUAAGACUGUUCUGGUCUUGUGCAAAUGAGGAUCUCUUUGUACACCCAUCUGACUUCUGACUUGAUGAGACUAGAGUGAGUAUUGCUGCAAAACCUCUCUGGCAUUAUUAAGCUCCAGAACUCCUUAUCAGGGUGAAGGCUGGGAUUUGUAAGGAGGUGCUUAAACAUCACAGUAAAAAAUUUAGAACUAUUUUGAUACUUGCAAACUAGAAUAUUUUUUGCUUUGUAUUUGAAGGGAAACUGCGACUAUUUUUCUUGGCUGAAACCUUAAAAGAUGCAAAAUGGAUCCUGAACUGGAGCUUGAUGUAAAAAUUAGUAACAGAAACAGGGGGUGGGAAGAACUCUGCCAACAGGAGACUCAUAACGCACGAGUGCAAUCAGGCCAUCUUGACUGCCUUGUGUUGUUAUAUGCAGGUGCCUAUGUGUAAAGGUGCAUGCAGUUGUGCCAUCAAUUUGCAAGUGAUACUCAUCUUUGCCAUGUUGGUUUAGAAGUCUGGAACCAUAGAUUUUCUCUCUGUGGCUUAGAAAGGUUGUGGUACAUGCAUCUCAAUUCUGGAGUUCUAUUAAAGUCAGAGGCUUAAUCACUUUUAACAUGCCAGUUGAUAUCCUCACAUUUUAUUAUUUGAUGCUUUUUUUUUCUCUGUUGUACUGAGUCCAUAUGGCUUUAGGUGAUGAUUUUACAGAGGAUGCUUGAAAUACUUCAGUAAUGGUUUUUAUUAUACUGUGUUAUGUCCUGGGCACAGGGUGUGGGGGCCUGUCUUUAGCAAUAACUAUUAUACACUAUGUGUAUAUCUGUUUAUAUACGGAGAACAGUGUCAAGCGUGUAAUGAUGGUGAAAAUACACUGCACAGAGAGCAGAUGGUGCAUUUGGCUGCCAUUCUGCACCAGCCUGAACAAGUCAAAUAAAACACUGGAGGCUGCAUAUAGGAAACGGACUAGUGUGAAAAGUCAUUUAGUGAGUUUUCCUUUCCAUACACACUGGGCCGGUGUGCAAACAGAAGAUAAGCCAGCCUUAUUCUAUGAAUUGAAUAACUAAAGCUGGUUCAAUUACUGUUUGCCUCAAACAGCAGCCUACCUUUCUGUAGAACUGGACAGAGCUGCCUCCGUUCAGCUGUCGCCUGUGCGCCAGUGUAUUGUCACUAUGUGCUCUGAGAGAGGUAGCAGUGCGCUAUUAUUAAAUCUUCUAUAAGAGAAGCGAAAUACUUUCUUUUGUGAAUUGUUUUUUAUAAUAGCAAUAAUGUUGACUGCAUUCUAAUACACAAAAUAAAGGUCUGUUGAGAUUGUUAUGUGCCUGGGCUCCUAUUUAGUGGACUUUUGCUUUGGUGAACUAGCGAGUGCUUGUAUACAUUCUAAAGCUUUAGGAAAUCUUCAGUUGCAUUUUUAGCCUCUAGUAUACAGUAAUUGAUACUCACUUAUUUGUACACAUUGCAAAGCUUUAGGGAAUCCUCCAUUGUAUUUUAGCCUGUAGGCAAAUUAUGCACUCAGUAGAUUAUUUACAGUAUUGGAUUACUUACUGUGUGGCAAAGUAAUUGGAAAAUUUUUCUAUUCCUUAACUGCUUUGGCGUUUCAACAGUUUCAGGGUUUGAGUUUUGCAGUGCAGUCCAUUCCUGGAAGGCAAUGUCUUUCAACAGCACAUCACAGUGUCUGCAUCUCAUCUUGUGGGCACAUCUGCCUUCUAAGGGUGUUUCUAGUUUUCUGCCUUUGUACAAUCCUCAUUACAAAAUAACUUCAAUUGGCUUUUAGUGAUUUUUUAUAUUUUAGUAUUGCCUAUAAGCGAUUGUCCAGGACACUUUUAUAGUAGGAAAAAAGCAAACAAUGCUAAGAAAGUUUCUAUCCUAGAUGUACUGUGGAACAGGGUUCAAAUGGUAAGUGGCAAGUGUAUUAAAUCAGACAGAAUCUAAAUGAGUUACUAACAGAGAAAUAUUAUGUUCUUCGCAGCCAAAAUAAACAUGAUCUUAAACAUGCAAGCAAUUACAGAAUUUUAAUUCUAAACAUUUUAAUCAUUAUUGAAGGUACAGUCUCAAAGCUUUUUCAAACUUAAGAUAAAAGGUCAAAUUGAGAUCUUGGAGUGAAUAAUACACUGAAACACUUAUUGUAAUUAGCAGACUUAUUAAAGAAGAAGUUUCCUGAUUCAGACCAAACCUCUAGCCAGUCCAGUGUCUUAUCUUCAGCAGAAAUAUGGUAUAGCAUUUGUAGAAACAUAAUGACUAUAAGUGAUCUGCACAAAUUGGUCUUAUGCUUAAUGUAUCCUUCAGUGCUGGUAAAGUGAGGUUUCCUUUACCAAAUCUUCAUGAAAACCAUCAGUUUUAUCAAUCACUGACAGAUCAGUGCUCCAUGAGUUUGAUCUAUCUGUUUUUCAGUCAUUUCUCUCUGCAAAAGCAGGUGGAAUACUGAAUUCCACAGCUUUGUUGUGUGGCAGAAGGAGCUGCGUUUGUUCUUGAACUUCCUUUCUGACUCCACUGCCUGUACGCUGUUGCCUUCAGAUCAGAGAAGGUGAAGUACUGCAUUAUGAAAAGGAACAAAAGUAGUUUUAUCCUACCAACACCACAAAUUUGGUGCCCUGUCACUGUCCUUGCGUGACUGGCAGUGCCUUUUCUCAUUAGCUUACUUUGGUCAAACCCUGACUUGAUUCAGUAUGUAAAUCUUAUCUUUCGUGACACUGCGGGUGGUAGAACUGCUUCUACUUGGGGUUUCAACACAAUCUCCAUCCAAGAUGUCGUGAGAAUAAAAUAAAUAUUUUUUUACCUUGCAGCACUAUGGUACUAUUAGAUAGAGGAGAACUAUGUUAUGUCCAAUCGAUAAGUAAAGAGAAAUCAAAUUUACCUGUCCUAAAAAUGGUUCAUUUCUGUAGUGACGAAGGCAAAUUCAAAUGUUCUUACAUGGACUUCCUUAGGUCUUUUUUUACCAAAGGCAUUUUGGUGGUAAAUUAUAAUUUUUCUAUAGCCAGCUGGCAAAUUAUAGUACCAAAAACCUGAGAAGCUCUCUGCCCACUUUUCUGAUCUAACCAAGUGUAGUAUAGAAGUUACUGGAAUGCCCCUCAUCAUUCUUUCAAUCUGAAGAAUGUAUCACGUAUGAAGUGACUGAAACUUGUAUUGGUGUGGCUAUGCUUUUUUCCUUAUUACCUUUUAGAUUUGCAUUUCAUGAGGACUUCUUAAAACUUAAUCAUUGAGAGAAGUGCUUCACAAAGUCUUGCUAUAGUUGUCUAUGCCAAAAUCAUGUGACGAAGAUUGAAAUGAAUGUCUCAUUCUUGGAAAGAAAUGUCCUAAUUGUAAAACGUGGUUCUCCUCUAUCUGUAAGUGUAAUAAGUUGCUAACAAAUGGUGUGAGUCUGGUUUUACCUGAUUUUUUUCUUGAAACAUGGCAGAGGGUUGUCCAAUAUUGGUGAUUUAUUUAACCCGGAGUAGUAGUUCAUGAUUUAAAAAUAAAUGAACUAAUUGAUAUAGGCAUAAUUUGAUAACUUUUUUAGUUCAUGAAUUGGUUGUUUCAAAUUCACUACCUCAUCCAGGAGGCUUCCUUAUUAAGUUUGUUUCCUAAACUAAGGUUGACUUCUCAGGCUCAAGUUUUAUUUGGGUGAGAGCAACUUUUCUGUGGACAUAGAUGUUGAUAUUUGUUCAUAUAUAGGAAUCAUUUACCUUUGGGCUUUUCAAUAUGUAAAAAUUGCACAAACUGUCUUUUCUGCUAAGAAAAUGUAUGCAAAACUGGAACAAUUAAUAAAUGGUCUGC
Molecule: messenger RNA, 11399 nt
Organism: Cuculus canorus (common cuckoo)
Lineage: Eukaryota; Metazoa; Chordata; Aves; Cuculiformes; Cuculidae
Gene: PHF20L1
Product: PHD finger protein 20 like 1
Exons: 23
Coding region: 242-3586 (1114 amino acids)
Biological process (GO): regulation of transcription by RNA polymerase II
Cellular component (GO): NSL complex; nucleus
Source: RefSeq, a predicted model, not a curated record